AUGACUGACCGUCGUCCAGAUCAGCAAGAGAUGUCCAAAUCAAAGCGGGUCAAGACUGAUGGUCUCGACCCAAGGGCCAAUCCGUACCUGGCGCAUAAUUACGAAGAGGAGAGUUUCUACUCGGCGCAUGAUGGCAAUAGCAAUGGCAAUGGUGCUCGCACAGGACUGUCCGAAUUUAAGAGACAUGCUACGACGGCUGUACAGGCACACAAGGCCGAAGAUGGACCCAAUAACCCCUUCAACAACGCUCCUCUAUCAAACCAAUACUUCAACAUCCUCAAGACGAGACGAGAUCUUCCUGUUCACAAGCAAAGACAAGAGUUUCUCGAUAUGUUCCAUAAGACCCAAAUCCUUGUAUUCGUUGGAGAGACUGGUUCCGGAAAGACUACCCAGAUCCCACAGUUCGUACUCUUCGACGACCUACCCCAUUUCAACGGAAAGCUCGUCGCAUGUACACAACCCCGUCGAGUUGCUGCUAUGUCGGUCGCUCAGCGUGUGGCCAAUGAGAUGGAUGUGCGGCUUGGAGAGGAGGUCGGAUACAGUAUUCGAUUCGAGGAUGUCACUGGACCGAAGACGGUGCUCAAAUAUAUGACUGAUGGUAUGCUUCUGAGAGAAGCUAUGCACGACCACAACUUGACAAGAUAUAGCUGCAUCAUUCUCGAUGAGGCUCAUGAACGGACUCUGGCAACCGAUAUCCUGAUGGGUUUGCUGAAGGAGGUUGCGUUGAGACGCCCAGAUCUCAAGAUUGUUAUCAUGUCUGCUACGCUUGAUGCACAGAAGUUCCAGCGCUAUUUCAACGAUGCGCCCCUUCUUGCCGUUCCGGGAAGAACACACCCCGUAGAGAUCUUUUACACGCCAGAGCCCGAGCGAGACUAUGUUGAAGCUGCGCUACGAACAGUUCUUCAGAUUCACGCCACCGAACCCGAAGGAGAUGUGUUAUUGUUCUUGACAGGAGAAGAGGAGAUUGAGGACGCAUGUAGGAAAAUUGCUCUUGAAGCAGAUGAGAUGAUCAGAGAGACAGAUGCUGGACCAUUAAAGGUCUACCCUCUGUAUGGUACUCUGCCUCCUGCGCAACAACAACGAAUCUUCGAGCCAGCACCACCACCAUCAAGACCUGGAGGUCGGCCCGGACGGAAGGUCAUCGUAGGAACGAAUAUUGCAGAAACCUCCUUGACGAUUGACGGUAUUGUUUAUGUGGUGGACCCAGGUUUCAGCAAACAGAAAGUCUACAACCCACGUAUUCGAGUAGAGUCCCUUCUGGUCUCGCCUAUCUCUAAGGCUUCGGCGCAACAACGAGCUGGUCGUGCUGGUCGUACUCGACCUGGAAAGUGUUUCCGUUUGUACACCGAAGCUGCUUUCAAGAAGGAAUUGAUAGAGCAAACAUACCCCGAGAUUCUUCGAUCAAAUCUGGCAAACACGGUCCUGGAACUGAAGAAACUUGGGAUCGAUGACUUGGUACACUUUGAUCUUAUGGAUCCGCCAGCUCCAGAGACGCUUAUGCGAGCCCUCGAAGAGCUCAAUUACCUUGCCUGUCUCGACGAUGAUGGAGAUCUGACUGCUCUCGGCAAACUUGCCUCCGAGUUUCCCCUUGACCCAGCGCUCGCUGUCAUGCUCAUCUCCUCCCCAGAGUUCUACUGCUCCAACGAAAUUCUCUCGCUCACCGCCCUCCUAUCCGUCCCUCAAAUCUUCGUUCGCCCGGCUAGCGCAAAGAAACGCGCAGAUGAAAUGAAAGCCCUCUUCGCACACCCAGACGGCGACCACCUCACCAUGCUCAAUGUUUACCAUGCAUUCAAGGGCCCCGAGGCGCAGAGAGAUGUUAAAGGCUGGUGCCACACACAUUUCCUCAGUUUGCGAGCCCUCCAGUCCGCCGACAACGUUCGCCAGCAACUGAAGCGGAUCAUGGAGAAGUCUGAAUUGGACUUGGUCAGCACACCUUUCGACGAUAAGGAAUACUACACCAACAUCCGCCGAGCACUUGUCGCUGGUUUCUUCAUGCAGGUUGCGAAGAAGGACCCCUCUGGAAAAACUUACAAGACUGUGAAGGACGACCAGAGCGUUCUGCUCCAUCCUAGCACGGUUCUUGGCGUCGAUAGCGAGUGGGUUAUCUAUAACGAGUUCGUGCUUACCACCAAGAACUACAUCCGCAACAUCACCACUGUCAGACCUGAAUGGCUCUUGGACAUCGCACCCACUUACUACGAUCUCUCCACCUUCGCGAAGGGAGAAAUUAGGACCUCUCUCCAGCGAACAAUGGAAAAAGUCAAGCGCAAGCAAGCAAUGAAAGGCGGACGAUAG
Drepanopeziza brunnea f. sp. 'multigermtubi' MB_m1 is the source of this 2295-nucleotide messenger RNA. RefSeq lists its product as uncharacterized. Gene Ontology annotation, molecular function: RNA binding; RNA helicase activity; ATP binding. The record is from RefSeq and is a predicted model, not a curated record. Lineage: Eukaryota; Fungi; Ascomycota; Leotiomycetes; Helotiales; Drepanopezizaceae. Gene Ontology annotation, cellular component: intracellular anatomical structure; spliceosomal complex.